UUCUUUAUUUCACUGCGUAAGAGGGAUCGGAGAGGGAGACUCUGCACCUCUGUGCGCUGGAUUUUAAAUGAAGAAUGUGACCAGAACUGGUACAAGGCAGAACUCAAUGGAAAAGAAGGAUUCAUUCCUAAAAAUUACAUAGAAAUGAAGCCACAUCCCUGGUUUUAUGGGAAGAUUCCCCGUGCAAAGGCAGAAGAAAUGUUAAAUAAACAGAGACAUGAUGGAGCUUUUCUCAUUAGAGAGAGUGAGAGUGCACCUGGAGACUUCUCGCUGUCUGUCAAAUUUGGGAAUGAUGUCCAGCACUUCAAAGUCUUACGGGAUGGAGCAGGAAAAUACUUCUUGUGGGUGGUCAAAUUUAACUCGUUAAACUCUUUAGUGGAUUAUCAUCGGUCCACUUCGGUGUCCAGGAAUCAGCCCAUUUUCCUCAGGGAUAUUGAACAGGUACCACAGCAUUCUACAUAUGUUCAAGCUUUGUUUGACUUUGACCCUCAAGAGGAUGGAGAGCUGGGUUUCAGGCGUGGAGAUUUUAUCCAGGUCCUGGACAACUCGGAUCCUAAUUGGUGGAAGGGGGCUUGUCACGGACAGACCGGAAUGUUCCCUCGCAACUAUGUCACACCUGUCAAUCAAAACAUGUAACUCGCAGAGAAAAUGUUUGCUUGCUUAACGCACCAGUGGACAUCCAGCUGGGUUGCCAUGGAAACAGAAACCACAGAGUGAUGGAGAGAAAAGGCUCAAUUGGUGAUGUCGAUUGGCCGGUAAAAUAAAGACUGUGCUGUUUGGAGUGGUUGACAUUUUAAGAAGCACUAUUGGCUGUGUGAGGAAAAAUGCUCCAGACUGAUAUUUCGUUCAUGUACUGUUUCAUAUCAGCUUUGCUUUAUAUGCAACUUUAUUUCAUGUUAUAUGACAUCAGCUGUACUAACGAAAACUUUUAUGUGAAGAAAAUUCACAAUAUCACAAUCACAAUACUGGUACAGUUUUGCAUCAGGAUUUAUUUUAAACACCAUGUUAUGCUUGAUUUGUAUUGUUAAAAUGCAUCACGCAUGUUUCAUGCUUAAUUUUUGUAUUCGUCUUUUGUCAUCUUUCCAGAAGUAGUGUUACUAUGUUAUUUGGUGUGGGAUUGUCAAGCAUAAUGUCAUCAUGCCAUAUAAUUUCAUUUCCAUACCAUAGUCAAAUUAACUUACAUGUAGUCAUCUUCUUGUCUUAAAGAGAUAGUUCGCCCAAAAAUUUAAAUUCUGUCAUUAUGUUUGGGUGACCAUACAUCCUCUUUUUCCUGGACCUGUCCUGGCCAGGAUUUCUAAAUUGUCUAAGAUGUGCAUUGGUUUGACCGUUCUCUGUAGAUCCCACCUUCUCACAUGCCGUGAUUGGUCGAUUAUGUACAAUCCCUAAAUGCUAUUAAUAAAUUUCAGUAAGUAUGAAACGAAUAGAAAACAAAGGCAAACGGUGUGUUUGGCUUUAAGCUGUGCGGAUCGAUCGGUGUGUGUGAACAUAGAUGUGUAUAGAUGCCCCAUUCGACCACUCCAAGCACAUAGACGCAUCCGCCAUCUUGGAACGGUCAACUUGACAUCAUUCACCAUACUAUGGGUCCGCAGACCAUCGGCUGUGCAGGAUUGUGGCAUCUUCGAAUAUUCAUUGAUUACUAUGGUGAAUGAUGUCAAGUUGACCAUUACAAUAUGGUGGACGGCUUACGUAUAGCGGCCCAUGGAAACAGUUGCUAAUAAGGCAUCUACGUAUAUAUAUAUAUAUAUAUAUAUAUAUAUGUGACAACAAAGCAUGCUGAGCAUCUGCUCUCUAUAGCUCUCGCGGUACUUUGAUGUCAAACACAGAUCAGUCUACGCAGCGCCUCUUCAAGCCAAACACACCUGUGACCUGGACAAUUUGUGCAACUUAGAAAUCCCAGCCUGGACAUGUCUGAGAAAAAAAGGACAUAUUGAUAAGUACAUUAUGUACUCAUCCUCAUUUGUUCCACAUGUGUACAAUUUUUUUCUGUUGAAGAAAUAUUCAAAACGUGUUCAGAAUAUGGGUAUUUGUGUUGCAGGUUUGGAACAUCAUGAAGGUGAUACCAAAAUUGCUAUUUUUGGGUAAACUGCCCCUUUAAAUCAAAAUAGCUUGAAAAUAAUGUAAUGGUGCCAAAGCCUCUGUAGCAGAUCAGUGAUCAAAUGUAACAAAUUUGGACCAUUUCAUUAAGCCCUUUAAAAUGGUACUGGGUAUGUGGUUCUAUUGGGGAUUUUCAUAGAGUAUGUUGUUUACUUUAUAUUAUUCCUGAAUAAAUUAAACCGAAUAAAGAUAUUUCCAGUGAAACUUCCCAGUGCACUUGUACAGAUCUUUUUUUGUGUGGAAAAAAAAUGUUUGAUGCUUAGUAGUGAACAAAAUUCAAUGAUCUGGACUUUGCCAUCUAGAAUAAUGCCAUAUAACUGUGCUGACAAAGGGCUGAACUUGCUCAGAUGGUAUGCAUUUUGUUGUAAUGUCAUUAACGUUCCUUACCACACUCUACGGGGGCAUUAGAUGUCUCUUUUUGAAGCUGAGGGCUGUAUACUGUUCAUGAUGUCAUUUGAAAAUGUUUAUUUUUGUUUCUGUUUUUGAGUUUGAAUUGUUCUUUAUGUGGCCCUGGUUUACUAAAAGAAAACAAUCAAGUGUGUGCAUCUGUAAGCCACUUUUGAAUGCUGAAUUAUGUUUUAUCUUAAAAGUGGAAAGCUAAUCAAAGAUUUGUAGCCAUUCAGUUUCUUUCUACUUGUCAAGGUCAUUUUUCUUCAGAUUGAAUUAAUUUUUUUUAAAUGUUUGAUGUAUGAUGAGUUGUGUUGCUUGUACACUUAGAAAUUAGAUGUGUAUUUACAUCUGUCAUAAUGGAAUAAUGUUUUAUGUUGAUACUAAACCAUUUCAUCAGUUGCAGUAAACCUCAACAAUAGAAAUAUACAUGGCAUCCGUUUGCUGUCUGAAUAGUGCAGUUUCAUAAUGCUGGAGUUUAUGUACAUCUGCACAAUGUAGAUUAUGAGUGAAAUACAUUUAAUAAC
Messenger RNA from Sinocyclocheilus grahami, 3008 nucleotides. Its product is annotated as growth factor receptor-bound protein 2-like. Lineage: Eukaryota; Metazoa; Chordata; Actinopteri; Cypriniformes; Cyprinidae. The record is from RefSeq and is a predicted model, not a curated record. The annotation marks the transcript as partial. The transcript is spliced from 5 exons. Gene Ontology annotation, molecular function: protein binding.